Messenger RNA from Stegodyphus dumicola, 615 nucleotides. Its product is annotated as histone H1-III pseudogene. The record is from RefSeq and is a predicted model, not a curated record. Lineage: Eukaryota; Metazoa; Arthropoda; Arachnida; Araneae; Eresidae.
AUGUGCCCGCGAAAUUUAGACCUGGCCUAUUUAUCAAUUUUGUUUCCAAUCACAUGGCUGGCUGAAGAAACUGCUACUGUUUCCGCUACCCCUGUGGCUGCUACGCCAAAAAAGGCGAAGAAAAGUCCGAGUAAGAAACCGAAAGCGUUGCCGUCGCAUCCUAAGGUUUCAGCAAUGGUCGUGGAGGCUAUUUCUAGUUUGAAGGAACGCGGUGGCUCAUCUCUGCAAGCUAUUAAGAAGCAUAUUGCAUCACAUCACAAGGUAGAUAUUGACCGUUUGACACCUUUCAUCAAGAAAUACUUAAAGAGUGCUGUAGCGGGUGGAAGCCUGGUUCAGACAAAAGGAAAAGGAGCUACCGGUUCAUUUAAAGUUAGCGCUCCGGUCAGUCAGAAAGGUAAAGAGUCAGGAAAGCAAGAAAAGAAGCCUAAAAAAGCAGCUGCAUCAUCAGCCAAGAAAGCUAAACCAGCUGCUAAGAAACCAGCUAAGGCUAAAAGAGAGAAAAGAAACCUGCCGCUAAGAAAGUUGAGUGUUAAAAAGGCGAGUAAAGCAAAAAGCCCGAAGAAGAAAGCUGUAAAGGCAGCGAAACCUAAGCCUCCUAAAGCGAAAAAAACUUAA